AUGAAGGCCUUCAUUGUCGCCGCCCUCCUGGCCGUCGCUGCCGCCGACAAGCUGCCCGCUGCCUACAGGGCUCCGGCUGCCUACAGGGCCCCGGCUGCCUACGAGGCCCCGGCUGCCUACAAGGAGCCCGAGUACGAGCCGGCCCCGUACGCGUUCGACUACUCGGUCAGCGACUACGAGACGGGCUCCAAGUUUGCCGCCAACGAGAACAGCGACGGCAAGCAGACGUCCGGCUACUACACGGUGGCUCUGCCCGACGGCCGCAUCCAGACGGUCAAGUACACCGUCGACGACUACGCCGGCUACAACGCCGAGGUCACGUACGAGGGCGAGGCCCAGUACCCCGAGGAGCCCGUCUACAAGGCCGCUCCGGCUCCGGCUCCCGUCUACAAGGCUGCUCCCGUCUACAAGGAGCCUGAGCAGGAGCCCAUCUACGCCUACCGCCCCGUCCAGAAGUACAGCAACUAA
This is a messenger RNA of Amphibalanus amphitrite, 468 nucleotides long. Its product is annotated as cuticle protein 7-like. Bases 1 to 468 code for a protein of 155 amino acids. The transcript has a single exon. Gene Ontology annotation, cellular component: extracellular matrix. NCBI's taxonomy places the organism in Eukaryota, Metazoa, Arthropoda, Thecostraca, Balanomorpha, Balanidae. The record is from RefSeq and is a predicted model, not a curated record.